Trichoderma reesei QM6a is the source of this 438-nucleotide messenger RNA. RefSeq lists its product as uncharacterized. The coding region runs from base 1 to 438 and encodes 145 amino acids. The transcript has a single exon. Lineage: Eukaryota; Fungi; Ascomycota; Sordariomycetes; Hypocreales; Hypocreaceae. The record is from RefSeq and is a predicted model, not a curated record.
AUGCCGCCCAGUCGAUCGCAGCUCAUCGCCACGGCAAACGCCUUCAUCGCCGCCUACAACAAGUGGACCGUCCCCGACAUCCUCUCCAUCCGCAGCCCAUCCUGCAAGCACCACGUCCUGCCCGGCAAGAAUCCCCCCAGAAACAAUCAAGAAUUCGGCGAAUUCCUCGCGGGCGUGAUUCCCGUCAUCCGCAACCUUCGUAUGCAGCUCGUGGACACGACGCCGAUGGUGGUGGAUGUGGAAGUGAGGAGGGUGGUGAUGCAUUUGACUAGCACGGCGGAGACGGAUGUCGGGCCGUAUGGGAACGAGUAUUUCUUUGUGGUUACGGUGAAUGAGGAUGGUGAGAGGGUUGAUGAGAUUGUGGAGUUUCUGGAUAAGGCGUAUACGGCUGAGUUUCUGAGCAGGUUGAGCAGGGAGACGGGGCAGACGUUGGGCUGA